CACCGCCCGCUCGUCUCCCACGCAGCUCGCAGGAGAAAUUUGGAAGGCAGUGUGCACGCCUCGGAAGGUCCGGUGAAACUGUUAGUCGGUAUUUCAACAAAGUAAUGCACGCUAUUGGAGAGCUACGAAACGACUUCAUUACACCACCGUCGACAUCAACUCCAGCUAAAAUUGCAGGAAACCCAAGAUGGGAUCCUUACUUUAAGGAUUGUAUUGGAGCAAUAGAUGGUACACACGUGCGGGCCUCUGUUCCUAAACACAAGGAGGCUUCCUUUCGUGGUAGAAAGAGUUAUCCUACUCAAAAUGUUAUGGCAGCUGUAGAUUUUAAUCUUCGAUUCACAUUUGUGUUGGCCGGUUGGGAGGGGACAGCCCAUGACGCUCUAGUCUUACGGGAUGCUUUAGAGAGGGAAAAUGGUCUUCGUGUUCCACAAGGCAAGUUCUACCUAGUUGAUGCCGGAUAUGGAGCCAAACCUGGAUUUCUGCCCCCUUUUCGUGGUGUUCGGUACCACUUGAACGAGUGGGGCAACAAUCCUGUGCAAAAUGAGAAGGAAUUAUUCAAUCAUAGGCACUCAUCGUUGAGAGUCACUGUUGAGCGGGCAUUUGGUGCGUUGAAGAGGAGAUUUAAAAUUCUAGAUGAUGCCACACCAUUCUUUCCCUUCUCUACACAAGUAGAAAUUGUGGUUGCUUGUUGUAUUAUUCACAACUGGGUUAUACAAGAUGGAGGUGAUGACUUUAUCAUUGAAGCGAGUGAGGACUCGACUACCAUUAAUCAUCAUACAUCUUCUCAUGGACAAGCAGCAGAGCAUGCCUUUAUGGUUAACUUCAGGCAGGAACUUGCCAAUGCCAUGUGGGCAGACUAUCAUGGGAUGGACACGGAGGCAAGCGGUGCAAAAGCUGCUAGUGGACUGUGUCAAUGGACUCCAACUCAGUCCACAUUUGUGCUCACCUUUCUUACUAAUAUUGUAGCUGAUGGCACAAAGACCUCUACCGGCUUCAAGAAAGUUCAUCUCAACGCUUGUGCUAAGGCUCUCAACGAUCAUUUUAAACUCACAAGAACAGGUGAUCAAGUUAGUAAUCACUUGAAGACAUGGAAAAAGAACUACGCUAGGAUCAACUAUCUUAAGAAUUUGAGUGCUGCUCUUUGGGAUGAAGACGAAUUCAUUGUCUCUCUAGAUCAUGACCACUACAAAGGACAUAUGGCGGAUCCAAAAAAUAAAGCUGAUGAUGAAUAUUUGAACAAGCCUCUUCCAUACAAUGGUUUUCUAGCUACAAUCUUUGGCAAUAGCGUCGCUACCGGUCAGUAUGCAAAGAGUUCCAAUGACCCAAUUGGGACCGAUAGAAGUGAAGGUGUGAGCCAUGGGGGUGAUGCCACUGCAGAAAAUGAUGGGCUGAACCAUGGUAUUGAUAAAAGUGUCAUCAGUGAUGAUAUAUCUUCAUCAGCUAGACCAGCUAAGAGAGCCAAGACUAUUGAUGAUACCGGGAGAAAGACCGAUGGCUUGGUUGAAGCAUUUCACUGUGGCACCCAGACGCUAGCAAAUGCAAUAGCGCAAGCAAGCAGUGCUUUACCACAUGGUUUGUUCGAAGCCGUGGACAGUCUCCCAGGUUUUGAGCUUCACCACAAGACUCGAUACUAUCAGUACUUGGUUAGGCAUCCCAAUGAUGCUCAUGCUUUUGUGAAUCUACCAUCCGAUUGGAAGCUAUCGUGGUUUUCGAGUUUCGUGGCUGAGAACUUCUAG
Molecule: messenger RNA, 1736 nt
Organism: Panicum hallii
Lineage: Eukaryota; Viridiplantae; Streptophyta; Magnoliopsida; Poales; Poaceae
Exons: 7
Coding region: 105-1736 (543 amino acids)
Source: RefSeq, a predicted model, not a curated record